UUUACGUAAGAGGGGCGGAAAAACUCACUAUUAACCGGUGGGUGGGGCCUAUAUGCACACUAACUAUAGUAGUUAACAAUAUGGGCUGGACCAUUCUAUUAAACUAGUGGUUGAUUAUGGUAUAUCUAACCACAGUAUUGCUCCGGAAUUGCCCUUUCGCCUGUGGAAAGACGCAAAUUUGACCGAUUGUCAAUCGUUCCUAACACUAUGGCAACGUCUGGUAGCGGUUAUGGCUCAGGUCUGCAGAGAACCUCAACAACAAUAGAGUUGUAGUUGUGUCUAGAAACACUCCUUGAGACACAUGGUAGGUGUUUCCUGCUCAGGCUAUGUGGUGGAAAAUUUCAUAAAUAGCUGCAACAUUUCCACUCGAAUGUUUUGGGAAGUAGAACAGAAAUGGAAAAGGAUAAGAAGAUCCAAAUUAGGGUAAUGGAAGUGAAGAGGACGGAGUUAGCAGAGCGGUUGGGGGAUGCCCAUAUUUCCAUAUUGCCUAGGAAAAACUUGAUUAUAUUAUUGUGUUCAAUGUCGUUGACGUUGAUGCUUUCAUUUGCAGACCAAACUGGGGUCACCAUUGGGCUCUCGACUAUUGGUAAGGACCUUCAUUGUGAAACAACAAUCAACUGGGCUGGAACCGCUUCGUUGUUGUCUAACUGUGUGUGUCAGAUUUUGUUUGGUAGAUUGUCAGACAUCUUUGGCAGAAAGCACGUUAUGAUCGUCUGCUUGUUUAUCUUAUCAAUUGCAGACUUAUGCUGUGGGUUCGCCCAAACAGGAAUUCAAUUUUUCAUUUUCAGGGCUUUUGCAGGAAUAGGAAAUGGUGCUGUCAGCUCAUUAUCAAUGGUGAUAUUGAGUGACGUGGUAACCUUAGAACAAAGAGGAAAGUACCAAGGGAUUUUGGGUGCAAGUGUUGGAGUAGGCAAUGCGAUUGGUCCCUUUAUAAUGGCAGGGUUCAUCAAGUCCUAUUCCUGGCGAGGCUUUUAUUAUUUUGUGUCACCUACCAUGAUCGCAAAUAUUGCCGUAGUGCACUUUUUGGUCAAGAAUACGAAGAAGGAGAAUCUUGAUAAUAUCUUGUCGACAAAGGAUAAACUCAAGCAGAUAGACUACUUGGGAAUUAUAACUGCUGCUAUUGGGUUGACGUUGAUAUUGGUUCCAAUAAGUGGGGGUGGCUCCACCUUUGCCUGGAACUCCCCUUUAGUCAUAGUGAUGUUCAUAGUAGGAACCUUAUCAUUAGUCGGGUUUGUGGUGAUCGAAUGGAAGAUCCCCGAGCUUCCAAUGAUUCCAUUGCAUUUAUUCAAGGUUCCUUCUUUGUGUUUGCUUUUGGCCUCGAGUUUUUUGUUCGGAAUGGCUUACUAUGGGUUUCUCUACUAUAUGCCCUAUUUUUUCAACAUCGUCAAGCAAAAGUCCGAAGUCCAAUCAGCUGUGUUUCUUGUGCCAUUGGUAUUGUGUCAAGCGGUGGGAUCGAUUAUUUCUGGCCAAAUCAUCAGUAGAACUGGGCACUAUAUUUUGACGGUCAUUGUUGGUUACUCAUUAUGGUGCUUGUCAAACGGACUUUUGAUUCUCUGGAGUAGAACCUUACCCGAAUAUGCCGAAGUUCUCAUUCUUAUUGUUAUGGGAACGGGCGUAGGCUUCACGUUCCAGCCAACGAUGGUUGCAGCCCAGGCACAGGCUAAAAAAAGCGAUCGAGCAGUGGUGAUUUCCACCAGAAAUGUCUUGAGGUCGUUUGGAGGGGCUGUAGGUAUAGCCGUUGGUUCUACCAUUGUCAGCAACUCAUUGCUCAGCGAAAUAGCCACGGAAAGAGGCUUAUCAAACUUGCCCGACGAUUAUUUGGAAUACUUGGAAUCAAACAUUUAUGCCAAAAUUGAAAUCAAAGGCUUGUCAGCUGGUCAGGUAAACCAUGUUAUCGGCAUGUAUGAAAAGGCCUUGAGAAACUACUUUUAUUUAUUGAUUCCUUUGAUAGGAGUUUGUUUGGUGUCUUCGUUUUUCAUUAAGGAUAGAGGUUUGCAGUGUAUAGAUGAGGCUGAUCAAAGGAAGAUUGUCGAGAGCUCAUCCUCUUCAGUCAGUAAUCUGUCAUGAUUGGUAUUUAUAUGAAGUUAGGUUUGUUUUAGGAUAUUGUGAAUCAGUUAAGGGAAUGGCUGUUCUUUCGUUUAUAAUUAGUAUAAUUAGUAUAAUUUAUGUUCAAG
Molecule: messenger RNA, 2174 nt
Organism: Yamadazyma tenuis ATCC 10573
Lineage: Eukaryota; Fungi; Ascomycota; Pichiomycetes; Serinales; Debaryomycetaceae
Biological process (GO): transmembrane transport
Cellular component (GO): plasma membrane
Molecular function (GO): transmembrane transporter activity
Source: RefSeq, a predicted model, not a curated record